AUGGAACCUAAUAAAAUAUUCACCGUUAGGGCUACCGAAAACCCGGAAUGCAAUGAAUCUCUACCGAACUCUUCCCGGAUUACUGCAUUUCAACCCAAAGUCCUCGAAACCAAAAGUUUUCCACAUCAGCGGGGCUAUCGAUUUGUGGGAAGCGAUCGGGGGGUUGAUCUUAAUAAUAUUUCCCAUAUUCCCGAAACGGUUCACAACAAAACGCGAGAACGGAUACUAUAUGGGCUACGGUUAUGCAAUCUAAACCAGGAGGAACGGAGGCAACAGGAGCAACUUCGAUUACGCUAUCGCAUGAGCCCCAACUCUUUGUGGGCUCGCCGUUGCGAUAACCGGACGCCAAGGCCAUCGGAUUAUUACUCAUACGCGCAUAAUUCCUCUUCUUCUUCCACACCCACUUCCCAAACGAAUACCGAGGACAAUUGGGUUACCUCGUUCACGCGGCACGAACGACCUUCGCGGUUUUCCGAUCCCAUGAGUUUCCUACCCGGCAUUGAGGAAUGGGAUGACGUGGAGGCGAGGUGGAUGGGAAAUUUUCUUUACCCUUCCAACACGUCUUCAGAGCUCUCGACGGACAAAACGGAAUCUCUGGGGGAAGGGUGGUAUCACAAGCCGCAGGGCUUUCCCGGGAUGACGCCAGCUGCAACAGACGCGUUCACUGAACGGACCUACGCCCAGGAGGAGAAGGCGGGCCAACUUGUUACAACACCGCGCGAACAGGGGAACAUGGGGUAUGGAACCAUCCUCGGGAUAGGGGAGGAUGACCUGAAACGCAGGAUCUCCUUGCGCCUGAACUGGAUAAUCGAUCAAAAAAUUAAUUGUGUUUUGGCUGAGAAUAAGCGCCGAGAGAUGAUUAUUGAGGAAGAGUCUGAGAGAAGGGUGGGCUGCCAAGUCAUGAUGCAGUCACUUUUUUUAUCGCUUCUUAGGAAGGAAAAGAAGCGCGCUCAACAGCGUCGUCUACAUGCUGAACUGAAGGAAGCCGCAGAGCGCUCAAUUGAGCGCAAGGAAAGACGUUAUGUAUUUCAAAGGUGA
Messenger RNA from Phytomonas sp. Hart1, 1038 nucleotides. The record is from the annotation of a GenBank genome assembly. Lineage: Eukaryota; Euglenozoa; Kinetoplastea; Trypanosomatida; Trypanosomatidae.